GCCUCAGCCGCCCGCUCCAUCCAUCCCACCUCUCCACAAUGUCCGCUGCGGCAGUCCUUUCUCGCAGCUCCGCCCUGCGCGCUUCCGCCGGCCUGAGGACCGUUUCCCGGGCCCAGCUGUUUGCCCAACGCUCCACUCCGGCGCUUUCAGCUCUCGCCCGCUACUAUGCCUCCAAGUCUUUCCCCCCGCACACCGUCGUCAGCAUGCCGGCCCUGUCGCCUACCAUGACGGCCGGCAACAUCGGCACCUGGCAAAAGAAGCCCGGCGACUCUAUCGCCCCUGGUGACGUUCUCGUAGAGAUCGAGACCGACAAGGCCCAGAUGGACUUCGAGUUCCAGGAGGAGGGCGUCGUCGCCAAGAUCCUGAAGGAGUCUGGUGAGAAGGAUGUCGCCGUUGGCGCCCCCAUUGCCGUUAUGGUUGAGGAGGGUGGCGAUGUCUCUGCUUUCGAGUCCUUCUCCAUUGAGGAUGCCGGUGGUGACAAGUCUUCCCCCAAGGAGGCGCCCAAGCAGGAGGCCGCUGAGGCUUCUGAGCCCGCUGAUUCUAGCUCCAAGACCUCGCCUCCCGCUGGCAAGGAGUCGCAGCCCGCUCCCCAGGAGUCCGAGUCCACUGGCGCGCGCCUCCAGACCGUCCUUGACCGCGAGCCCAUCAUCGCUCCUGCGGCCAAGAAGAUUGCGCUUGAGAAGGGUGUUCCCAUUGCUUCUCUCAAGGGUACCGGCCCCGGCGGCCGCAUCACCGUCCAGGACGUGGAGAAGUACAAGCCUGCUGCCGGUCCCGCUGGCGCUCCCGCGGGCACUCCCACUUACGAGGACAUCCCCGCCAGCAGCAUGCGCAAGACCAUUGCCAACCGCCUGAAGGAGUCGAUGCAGGAGAACCCCCACUACUUCGUCGCCUCGACCGUCUCCGUCAGCAAGCUCGGCAAGCUGCGCGCGGCCCUCAACGCCUCCUCCAACGGCGCGUACAAGCUGUCGGUCAACGACUUCCUCAUCAAGGCCUGCGCCAUCGCGUGCCGCAAGGUCCCUGCGGUCAACUCCUCCUGGCGCGAGGUUGACGGCCAGACCGUCAUCCGCCAGCACAACGUCGUUGACGUCUCGGUCGCUGUUGCGACGCCCGUCGGCCUGAUGACGCCCAUUGUCAAGAACGUCAAUGGCCUGGGCCUGCAGAGCAUCUCGUCGCAGAUCAAGGAGCUUGGCAAGCGCGCGCGCGACGGCAAGCUUAAGCCCGAGGAGUACCAGGGCGGCACCUUCACCAUCUCGAACAUGGGCAUGAACGACGCCAUUGACCGCUUCACUGCCGUCAUCAACCCCCCUCAGGCGGCCAUCCUGGCCGUCGGCACGACCAAGAAGGUCGCUAUCCCCGUGGAGGGCGCGGACGGCGAGACGGGCAUCGAGUGGGACGACCAGAUUGUCCUGACGGGCUCGUUUGACCACAAGGUCGUUGACGGCGCUGUUGGUGGCGAGUUCAUGCGCGAGCUGAAGAAGGUCAUUGAGAACCCGCUUGAGCUGCUGCUGUAAAUUGGCGGAUAGGAGGCGCGGGAGCGCGAGGGCACCACCAUUGUUAUUCUGAUGGUGGGUGCGGUGCACAGAGGAGAAAAGGGGAGCGCGGCGUCUGUGUUGAGAAAGGCGCAUGUCGCCGCGCCGAAAAUUGGUUGGAUGGGGAGGUCUGCUGGAAGAAGAGUGAUAUCACUGUAAAUCUAAGCCCGGUGCCAAGGGUGUUCGAGUCGUUUGUUCGUCUCUCUCCAAUUCACUACUACGUCGUUUUUUCUAUGCUUGGUUGUGCUUGCUUGCUUGAUUGUUUGUUUGGUGGGCAUUUGUGGUGGGACUCAGCGAUGCAUGCAUGCAUAUGAUAUGA
Messenger RNA from Aplosporella prunicola CBS 121167, 1848 nucleotides. RefSeq lists its product as uncharacterized. NCBI's taxonomy places the organism in Eukaryota, Fungi, Ascomycota, Dothideomycetes, Botryosphaeriales, Aplosporellaceae. The record is from RefSeq and is a predicted model, not a curated record. Gene Ontology annotation, molecular function: dihydrolipoyllysine-residue acetyltransferase activity. Gene Ontology annotation, biological process: pyruvate decarboxylation to acetyl-CoA. The coding region runs from base 39 to 1511 and encodes 490 amino acids. Gene Ontology annotation, cellular component: pyruvate dehydrogenase complex. The transcript is spliced from 4 exons.